Racocetra persica is the source of this 865-nucleotide messenger RNA. The record is from the annotation of a GenBank genome assembly. Lineage: Eukaryota; Fungi; Glomeromycota; Glomeromycetes; Diversisporales; Gigasporaceae.
AUGUCAAAAAAUGAUGAUAAAGGAUCGAUUUUCUCGAAACCUCAAAAUACAAAAAGUAAAAAAUACGGAGAGACUUUAUUAUUGCCAAAAACAAAUUUUCCACUUAGGGCUGAUGCUGUGAACAGAGAACAUUUGUUUCGUGAUAGAUGUACAAAGGAUUUAUAUUCUUGGCAGUUAAAGAAUAAUUCAAAUCGUUUAUUUAUCUUACAUGAUGGUCCACCUUAUGCCAAUGGGAAUUUACAUAUAGAAUUAAAAGCUUUAUCAGAAUUAAAGAAUGUAGAUAAAUCAUCCUUACCUCCCAUGCAAAUACGUUCCACUGCAAGAAAAUGCGCAUUGAGUACAAUCGAAAUCCAAAAAUCUGAAUUUAUGAGUUGGGCAAUUAUGGGUGAUUGGGAUAAUCCUUAUAAGACUCUUGACAAGGAGUAUGAAGUUAGACAGUUAAAACUUUUUCAUGAGAUGGUGAAAAAAGAUAUUUCAUCUAAUGUAGGAUAUAUAUAUAGACAAAAUAAACCUGUUUAUUGGUCUCCAUCUUCAAGAACAGCCUUAGCUGAAGCUGAAUUAGAGUAUCAGAAUGAUCAUAAAAGUCGAUCGGUUUAUGUGAAAUUUCCUCUGGUAAAGUCAUCAUUAAAUUUGCCAAAUUUUAAUGAUGCUGAUGUUUAUAUUAUGAUAUGGACGACGACUCCAUGGACACUUCCAGCAAAUCGGGCGGUUGCAAUUAAUUCACAAACAGAAUACUCGAUAGUUAGUCCUAUCUUUGAUUCGGAAUUUUCACAGCGUAAAGAUUAUUAUAUUGUAGCAAAUAAAAGGAUAGAUGCAUUGCAAAAGAUCAUUGGAUCAGAAUUGAGCAUUAAAGCUACUUUUGAGG